CGCCGCCGCGCCUCAGCCCGGGCGGCAACGGCGCUGAGGAGAGCCAAGAUGGCGGCUGCGCGGCGGCUCGGCGCGGCUGCGGGGCUGGGCUCCCGGUUCUGUCGUAUGAUGGUAAAAGAUCAUAAUUUGACACCUCAACAGUGUUUCCACCAACUCGUGCAAAAGAAACCAUUUCUUCCACCUGCAGUGUGGCAUAAUGCAGUAAGAGGGAUGUUUAUUCAAACUCAGGACACACCAAAUCCAAACAGUUUGAAGUUUAUUCCUGGGAAGGAAGUGCUGGAGUCGAGGACUAUGGAGUUUUCCACGCCAGCUGCAGCAUUUUGCUCACCUUUAGCAAGGCAGUUAUUCAAAAUUGAAGGAGUGAAAAGUGUUUUCUUCGGGCCAGACUUCAUCACCAUCACCAAGGAGAGUGAAGACCUGGAUUGGAACUUACUCAAACCAGAUAUUUAUGCAACUAUAAUGGAUUUCUUUGCCUCUGGCUUACCUGUAGUCACUGAUGAAGCACCUAGGACAGAUACAGGUGCAUCAGAAGAUGAUGAUGAAGUUGUACUGAUGAUUAAAGAACUGCUGGAUACAAGAAUAAGGCCGACAGUGCAAGAAGAUGGUGGUGAUGUUAUUUAUAAAGGCUUUGAGGAUGGGAUUGUGCAGCUGAAGUUGCAGGGUUCAUGUACCAGCUGUCCCAGUUCCAUCAUCACCCUCAAGAACGGGAUACAGAACAUGCUCCAGUUCUACAUCCCUGAAGUAGAAGGCGUGGAACAGGUUGUUGACGACGAUGAUGACGUGGAGAAAGAAGCAAAUUCUACUUGAGCUGGCAUCCUCUGUGGCCUAAUAAGUAGUUACCUCUUGGUGUACGUAAACUAGCCUUGUGCUGAGGAACAACCAAAUUUGCCUUUUGUUUCACUCUUACAUCUGUGAAAAUGGAUCAGCAGUUUAAGCAGUUUGUCUACUAAGUUAUUAAAUGCCCUGCAUUCAAAAAAGAAACCUUUUGCUCUACUUUGUACUAUAUCUUAAGCAAGAAAUGGUGGGCUUUUAAAAUGAUGUGUCUCUUCUAUGUUCUUUCAUAUAAAAAUCAAGACUGAAAGAGGCCCAAGUAAAGCUUCUUGCCUGUUUUUUUUGGUGCAAUAGAAAUAUUAUAUGUUUAUUCCCCCAAACCUCGUCAUGGGGCUCUGCCCUUGCUCUGUAACUGGGGAAUUCAGGAAUGUUCAUUUUAACCAGUCGUGUUAAAAAGCUUUUCAUAGGAUUUUUGUGUGUGUGAAAAAUUAACCCAUAACCUCAACCGUUUGUUCUAGAGGAUGUCAUGUUGCCAUCACUUGUGGAAAGUUACCUACUCACUCACUACCACUGUGCAAAUAGCAACAGGCAGAAAAAAUGUGAGUGUUUUGUUAGAAAAAUUGCAUCUUUUAAAAUAAAUGUUAGAUGAUCAUGAUCCUUAUCAGGUUUAAUAAGUGGAGAGACUAAUUAGCUUAUUUAGCAGUAAAAUUGUUCAGCCCCCAUUAGUGGUCUGUUUAAACUUGCAAAAGAAGGUUUCUUAACAUAAUACUCCAACAUCAAGAUGAAUGUGUGGUGCUUAAGGGCACCAAUUACAUUUGUAGGCCAGCAAAGAAAACGAAUGUGUUUACCUAGGCCAUAUCCUGUUUGCUCCUCCUGCAGUGCCAGAGAGUGCAGCAUGUGUGUAACUUGGCUGCCCUGGCUGAGCAAGCGAGGACGUGGCACAGCAAAACACGUUCUGCUCUUAGAGACUAUGGGAAGAGAAGUAUUUAUUGUUCUGCAAUGGAAAUACAUAAAUCGACCUUUGCAAAUACCUCUGUUUACUUGUGUGUGUAGGACUUAAUUUCUUCCUGGUGCCUGACUUUACCAGAUGGCUUUGCUAUGGAGGUACUACUUCUCUAUGCUGCCACAGUCGAGUUUGCAGUUGUUAUGUGGCUUCUGGUUACAGUCAUAUUCCCUGUGUGCAAGCUUCCAGGAUGUCCCCUCUUUCACUCCUUGCCAGUCUAAUUCCACUGAGUCCCUAAUCAGGAUCAGUUUGUCAGUGGAGAAACUUUUCUGUAGUGUGCAGAUCAGCUUUUGCUAGCCAUAAACUUCAUAGAAUCACGGAAUGGUUUGGGUUGGAAAGAACCAUAAGAUCAUCCAGCUCCAACCCCCUGCCACGGGCAGGGACACCUUCCACUAGAACAGGUUGCUCCAAGCCCCUGUGUCCAACCUGGCCUUGAACACUGCCAGGGAUGGGGCAGCCACAGCUUCUCUGGGCAGCCUGUGCCAGCGCCUCAGCACCCUCACAGGGAACAACUUCUUCCUUAGAUCUAACCAUAAACUUCAUAUUACUUGUUCAAAACUUGAAAAUAAAGACUUCAUCAAAAUAUUUCUCCAGCUUUCAUGGGGAGUGAUAACCUACUGUCAUUGACAUUACCCACUCAUGAUUUGACAAGUGGUUGGAAAUCACCAUGUUUUCUUUACCCUGUUACGAAGUAACACAGGGCCUGAUCCUGCAAGUGUAUUGAUGGCAAAAUUCCCCUCGAGGCAGGCUCAGGCUACCCAAAAGAGAGCUCGUGCAAACGUUAUUGCCACGUUCUUCUUUGUCAGCAAACCACAGAACAGCGAGUAUGUUUCUGGUUGCUCAAAAAGUAGAGCUUUUGAGGCCUAAUUUGUUGAUUUAAUGCACUAUCUCAGCCAAAACUUAAACAGCAAAGUAGCUGGUUUGUGUGUUAAAUAAAACCUAUCUCUUAAA
Messenger RNA from Strigops habroptila (Kakapo), 2725 nucleotides. RefSeq names its product NFU1 iron-sulfur cluster scaffold (gene NFU1). Bases 49 to 807 code for a protein of 252 amino acids. NCBI's taxonomy places the organism in Eukaryota, Metazoa, Chordata, Aves, Psittaciformes, Psittacidae. The record is from RefSeq and is a predicted model, not a curated record. Gene Ontology annotation, molecular function: iron ion binding; iron-sulfur cluster binding. Gene Ontology annotation, cellular component: mitochondrion. The transcript is spliced from 8 exons. Gene Ontology annotation, biological process: iron-sulfur cluster assembly.